AUGUUUUUUUCUUUCUUUUUUUUUCCCCCUUCAUUCCUUCCUUCCUCCAACAAUUUCGUUCAACUGCUUCGUUUGCGCGUCUGGACGAUUUUUGUUUUUGUUUUCUUUUUUGACCCUUUUCGCUUCCUGUUGGUGACGAGCGGUUUGCUCGCACUUAACCGAAAGAAAAAAAAAGGGGUUUGGGCGAGUGAAAAGGUGGGAAGGAGAGGAAUAUGUCAUUUUUCUUUUUUUUUUUUUACUUUUAGUUUCUGGUUGCCAUUACUAUUAUUUUUAUUAUUCUUUCACCCUUGCUACGGUGAGGCGAUAGCUCAAAAUUGUUUGGGUUCUGUUGUUUUUCCUUUUUUUUAA
Molecule: messenger RNA, 348 nt
Organism: Trypanosoma brucei brucei TREU927
Lineage: Eukaryota; Euglenozoa; Kinetoplastea; Trypanosomatida; Trypanosomatidae
Exons: 1
Coding region: 1-348 (115 amino acids)
Source: RefSeq, a predicted model, not a curated record